UCGGCCACAUGUACAACAUGCUAUCAUGUGUUAUUUUUUUUGUUUUUUCGUGUAAUAAAUGCUGCUUACUCUGCUCCAAACUCCAAACACUUGCAUAUUCCAACUCAAACACACAAUUUACAGAAUAAUCAAUGGAAACUUCAAACACCAACUCUGUCACUUCUCAAUCUCCAUUUCAAAGGUUAUCAGGAAAAGUGGCCUUGGUAACCGGAGGAGCCAAUGGAAUAGGAGAGAGCAUUGUGCGUUUAUUCCACAAUAAUGGUGCAAAAGUAUGUUUUGUAGAUAUAAAUGAUGAUGAUGGCCAACGCCUCUUUAAUUCCCUUGGUGGUGACUCGAACAUCUGUUUCACCCACUGUGAUGUUAGUAAAGAAGAUGAUGUCCGGCGUGCUGUUGACUUUACAGUUGAAAAGUUUGGCGCUCUUGAUAUUAUGGUGAACAAUGCAGGGAUUUCAGGUCCUCCUAGCAGUGACAUUCGUAAUGUAGACCUAUCUGAUUUUGAGAGGACAUUCGACAUAAAUGUGAAGGGUGUCUUUCUAGGGAUGAAGCAUGCUGCUCGAGUAAUGAUCCCAUCUAAAAAAGGAUCCAUUAUUUCAAUCUCUAGUGUUUCAAGCAUUGUAGCAGGUUGUGGUCCACAUGCUUACACAGGGUCUAAACAUGCUGUUUUGGGACUAACAAAGAGUGUGGCAGCUGAACUAGGACUGCAUGGGAUACGAGUUAACUGUGUUUCUCCCUACGCGAUUCCAACAAACUUGUCCAUGGCUCAUUUGCCUGAGGAUGAGAGGACCGAAGAUGUAUUUGCUGGUGUCCGUGCCUUCAGUGCAAAAAACGCCAAUUUGAAAGGGGUGGAGCUGACAGUUGAUGAUGUUGCUAAUUGCGUGCUUUUUUUGGCAAGUGACGAGGCAAAGUAUAUAAGUGGGGAUAAUCUUGUGGUUGAUGGAGGGUUCACAGUCGUGGAUCACUCCUUUAAAGUUUUCAGAUGAUUUAUUGGAUUAGUAUAUGAAUUGAUGAUUCAAAUCGUGAUUAUGAAAUUAGAGUAAUUGUAUUUUGAGUUUCCAACCUCUGUUUAAAUGCUUUAAUUUAUGUUGAUCAUGAAACAUUGCUUAUAUUGGACUAUUGGAGUGAUGCACAAUUAUAGAGCUUGGUCUUGUAAUUGAUUGUAAUUCAAUUGAAAUUUGAAGUCCAUGUAUCGUUGUUGGGUUUCAGAUACUGGUGCUUCUAAUGAAA
Messenger RNA from Chenopodium quinoa (quinoa), 1224 nucleotides. RefSeq names its product zerumbone synthase-like. Gene Ontology annotation, cellular component: cytosol. Gene Ontology annotation, biological process: abscisic acid biosynthetic process. The transcript is spliced from 2 exons. The coding region runs from base 132 to 980 and encodes 282 amino acids. The record is from RefSeq and is a predicted model, not a curated record. Gene Ontology annotation, molecular function: xanthoxin dehydrogenase (NAD+) activity. Lineage: Eukaryota; Viridiplantae; Streptophyta; Magnoliopsida; Caryophyllales; Amaranthaceae.